Messenger RNA from Portunus trituberculatus (swimming crab), 1894 nucleotides. RefSeq lists its product as uncharacterized. The transcript has 5 exons. NCBI's taxonomy places the organism in Eukaryota, Metazoa, Arthropoda, Malacostraca, Decapoda, Portunidae. The record is from RefSeq and is a predicted model, not a curated record. The coding region runs from base 128 to 871 and encodes 247 amino acids.
CUGGUCUGAGGGAACAGAACAAAUCAAUCUCACUAUCUUGUGAGUGAGUGAGUGAAAGGCUACCGACAGAGUAGCAGCGGCAGGUGCGGCCCCUGCAUGUGUCUGUCAGCCUGUCAAGGUGUUCAAGAUGGUGAGGCUUGCUGUAAUCUGGAUGGUGGUGUCGGCCAGCGUGUCUUUCGCUGCGACAAAAGAAUAUUUUUUGUCCAGCACAGUGCAUGGAAUUUGUGUGCCAUUGAGCAUCCAAACAGGCCAAACCACCUAUCACACAGUCUCCCGCAUACUCUGUGCCAUGCUGUGUGCUCAGGAAGGGGCACCGAAGUUCUCUUUUACCAACGACAACACCUGUAACCUGUACGGCGAAGGUGGCAUCCCUAGGUACGCGUCGUCCCGGCACACCUUCCUCGUCCUGCCACCUCCAGACUCCCUACAAGACGUGGCGACGGGAAAGCCAGCGAGUGCAAGCAGCAUUUAUCACCAGUUUGUUCCUGCCAAUGCUCUGGACAUCGAGACAAACGCGACAGAUACCAUGUACCACUCUCAGGAAGAGGAACAUUCCUGGUGGCUCCUGGACCUCGGCGAGACUCGCACCAUUCAUGCUGUGGAAAUACUUUCCCGCCUGGACAAUUCCCCCGAGAGGCUACAUGAUGUUGAGAUUCGUGUGGGUAGCAACUUAGCGACAAACUACGAAGACUUCUCCCACUACAUUUAUUUCUCGACAUACGCUGGUCCUUACUCUGCUGACCAAGGCCGCCUUUCCUGCUUCAGAGCCGACGGUGUCAGCGGCAGGUUCGUCGCCAUCAUGAAGGUCAAACCCAGUGAUACAGAUCAGCUGCAGCUCGUUGACGUUAACGUGCUCGUUAGAAAGGAGUAAGGAAAUUUCUUCCCUGAAUCGUCUCUCUUUCCCUCAAAACAUUACAAGGUUAUGUGGAUUUUUAAGGGCUGAGUCGUCCUCUUAGAAAUAAUGGUUAUAAGGAAGUCUUUGGCGUGAUUCAUCUCUCAUUCCUCCUUAAACGUCCGAAGUAAUAAGGCAAUUUAUGAUCUGUGUUGUUUCUCAUGGCCAUUUAAACGCAUACAAGUGGCGAGAAAGUUAAUGGGCUGAGGAAAGUUAAGAGAUGAAUCGCCUCUCUUGCCACUUUAGGCAUUAAGAAAUCUUGAGAAUUUAUUUUACAUAAGUUGUCUAACGAUGGCCCUUAAAGAUUAAAAAAAUAGAAAGUAAUGAAGUAUCUGGCCCGAGUCGCCUCUCAUACCCCAUUUAAAGAUUCCUGAAGUGAGAUUGAGAGUUUGGCUUCAGUGGUGUUGAUAAUUCCAAUAAGCUUCAACACUCUUACAUUGUACAACGCUCUUUCUUCACCCUAAAGUCCUCUGGUGUGAUAAUCCUUCACUCGUCAGGCUUUAUAAGGAAACUUUUAGCAGAAUUCAGGAAUUGAGGUUGACAGGAAAUACUAGAAGUGGAAGCAAAUGUAAUCUCUCACUCCAGCACUAACCACGAUUAAACAGCCAGGUGUUCAAGCAAAGGAUACACAGUAAUUCUUGAGUAAAGUCACAGAGUCUCCUAUCACUUUACUAUCUUGACACUAGUGAUGCGUAUAACACUUUCUGAAGAUAUUUAUUACUACAACUAACUCAUCACUUAGCGAGGUGAUUUACGCAAUAAACAGUCUGAACGUUUGUGUUCUCAUAAAUACUGCAUUUAAAGGAAACAGUUAUCACUUGGAUUAUCAUUUUCUUCCAAUUCAUAAGGUCGAAUAUUUGUGAAACUACCACAAUAAUCACUAAAAACAUACGUGAAGAUCCCAAUACCCUACAGUGGCGUUUGUUUGAUUCACUGAUGAGACCCAGAGACGUAAGGCAUUGUAGCCUCAGAAUAAAUCCAUGUGUUUGCUAAUAAAGUCAU